CCUCUCUCUUCCUUUCCUUCCUCUCUCUCUCUUCCCUACUCCCUCUCCACCCCACCCCAGGUAGUGGCGCUCCUGCUGCCCGCGAAGGGGUUCACUCGGAGUUGCGAGGGGAGGUAAUUUACUCAGAACAAGGGGCCCGCCUUUAGGAAGUAUAAAUAGUGAGACUUCAAGAGCUGCGUCGCUAUCAGAUCUGAACUCUCCGCAGGAAGAAUUGUCAAAGAUCUUAACAUUGAACACGCGCGCUCCGGCAGGGAAGCAUCAGUUCCCAUUUCCCUCUGGCGGCCCCCGCCCCUUCCCUCCUCCUCCCUCUCCCCCCUCUCCCCCCUUUCUCCUCCUCCUCCUCCUCUUCUUACUUCUUUUUCUCCUUCUACUUCUCCUCUUCUUUCUUCUCUUUUUCUUCUUCUUCUUCCUCCUCCCUCUCCUCCCCCACCCCCUGCCCCAUUGAUGUGUUAUUAUUGGGGGGGCUGGAGCAGUAAAAAAAGAAGGAGGAAAAAAAGAGCGGGGCUCGGCAGGGUGAGCUUGAGCGCGAGGCUGACCAACAGCGGCCGCGAUGGAAGAACUUACGGCGUUCGUCUCCAAGUCUUUUGACCAGAAAGUGAAGGAGAAGAAGGAGGCCAUCACGUACCGGGAGGUGCUGGAGAGCGGGCCGCUGCGAGGGGCCAAGGACCCGGGCUGCGUCGAGCCGGGCCGCGACGACCGCAGCAGCCCGGCAGUCCGGGCGGCCGGCGGAGGCGGCGGCGCGGGAGGAGGCGGAGGCGGAGGCGGAGGAGGCGGAGGAGGUGCUGGAGGAGGAGGAGCAGGCGUAGGAGCUGGAGGAGGGCGCUCUCCCGUCCGGGAGCUGGACAUGGGCGCCGUGGAGCGGAGCAGGGAGCCCGGCAGCCCGCGGCUGACGGAGGUGUCCCCUGAAUUGAAGGAUCGUAAAGAGGAUGCGAAAGGGAUGGAGGACGAAGGCCAGACCAAAAUCAAGCAGAGGCGAAGUCGGACCAAUUUUACCCUGGAACAACUCAACGAGCUGGAGAGACUUUUCGAUGAGACCCACUACCCAGAUGCUUUCAUGCGCGAGGAACUGAGCCAGCGACUGGGGCUCUCUGAGGCCCGAGUACAGGUUUGGUUUCAAAAUCGAAGAGCUAAGUGUAGAAAGCAGGAGAAUCAACUUCAUAAAGGUGUCCUUAUAGGGGCCGCUAGCCAGUUUGAAGCUUGUAGAGUUGCACCCUAUGUCAACGUAGGUGCUUUAAGGAUGCCAUUUCAGCAGGAUAGUCAUUGCAACGUGACGCCCUUGUCCUUUCAGGUUCAGGCGCAGCUGCAGCUGGACAGCGCCGUGGCGCACGCGCACCACCACCUGCACCCGCACCUGGCCGCGCACGCGCCAUACAUGAUGUUCCCGGCACCGCCCUUCGGACUGCCGCUGGCCACGCUAGCCGCGGACUCGGCCUCCGCCGCCUCGGUAGUGGCUGCCGCCGCCGCCGCCAAGACUACCAGCAAGAACUCCAGCAUCGCGGAUCUCAGACUGAAAGCUAAAAAGCACGCGGCUGCUCUGGGUCUGUGACGCCUGCACCAGCGCCACGGUCGAUGGAGCCUCCCGAACGGCGCGACUCCGCACGCCCUCCGCGACCCGCUGCUUCUCCCGCACCCGCUUCGGACUGCCUAGGCCUGUCCCUACCCCGCUGACCGUCGCCUUUUCUUACUGCGCCCUGGAUCCCUAGGGCCGGACUCUGCACUGGACCCGGGAUUCCACGAGGGCCACCAGCCCACCCGCCCUUGGGACUAAACUUCGGCUUUGUAGGAGCGGGUUUGGGGAAGUCUGGAUAGAGACUGGACAAAGGAGUGUGGGAAGAGUGAGAAGUGGAUAGCGGCACAGCGGCGGCGAUGGACUCAUACGUAGAAAUAAAAUCUGCAAACGACAAAUGAGCAAAAACAAACAAAAAGAAUAGAGAACGAACUAGAGAGAAAAGGAGAAAGGGAGCUUGUUUCUUAUUAUUUGGCUGGAAUUAGAGAGAGAACGACGAAGCAAAAACAAUUCUAAAAAGAUAUUUUGUACAUAAAAAAAAUUACGGAAAAAUAACCUGGAUGAAUCUUGAGAGAAAGGCGGGAGGGAUUUACCAACUAAAAUGUAUGGUUGUUUUUUUUAAUGGCCAAGAAAACAAAACAGAAGGAAGAGGUAUACUUAUUUAAAGAAUUAAGAUGAAAAAAAAAUGCGCAGCUGGGAAGUUCACAGGUUUUGAAGCUGACCUUUUUUCUGCGAAGUUCACUUUAAUACGAGACAUUUGAUAAGAGAGGCGGGCCUCCUUUUACGUUGAAUCUGAUGCUUUGAGUUUUAAAACACCAUGUAUGGAAGAGCAAGAAGAGGGAAGACAGUGUGGAAGCAAGGAGAGAGAAAAAAAAGGACGUCAGAAAAA
Messenger RNA from Acomys russatus (golden spiny mouse), 2396 nucleotides. RefSeq names its product short stature homeobox 2 (gene Shox2). NCBI's taxonomy places the organism in Eukaryota, Metazoa, Chordata, Mammalia, Rodentia, Muridae. The record is from RefSeq and is a predicted model, not a curated record. Gene Ontology annotation, cellular component: nucleus. Bases 551 to 1546 code for a protein of 331 amino acids. Gene Ontology annotation, molecular function: sequence-specific double-stranded DNA binding; DNA-binding transcription factor activity, RNA polymerase II-specific. Gene Ontology annotation, biological process: regulation of transcription by RNA polymerase II. The transcript is spliced from 5 exons.